This is a messenger RNA of Coregonus sp. 'balchen', 1397 nucleotides long. NCBI's taxonomy places the organism in Eukaryota, Metazoa, Chordata, Actinopteri, Salmoniformes, Salmonidae. The record is from the annotation of a GenBank genome assembly.
AUGGAUCUCUUCUCCUUCACCCUGACUCUCCUGGUUCUCCUGCCCCCAGCCUGGGGCUUUGACCUGGGCCAGUCGACCCGCUGCGUGCCCAUCCCCCACCAGAUGAGUGUGUGCCAGGACGUGGGCUAUUCGGAGAUGAGGCUGCCUAACUUGCUGGGGCACAGCAGCCUGGAGGGCGAGGUGGUUCCCCGUUCGGAGGACUGGAGACCCCUGCUGCAGACCGGCUGCCAUCCCCAGGCCCAGGCCUUCCUCUGCUCCCUCAUCGCCCCUGUCUGCCUCGACGCGUAAGUCUAUAGCUUUAGUUUUCCUUUUACCUGUCCUCUUCUAUCUUCCUGUGUGUCUGUCUGUCUGUGUCUCUAUCUAUCUAUCUAUCUCUCUCUCGCUCUCUCUCUCUCUCUCUCUCUCUCUCUCUCUCUCUCUCUCUCUCUCUCCAUACUAUGCUGCUCUCUUCCUUCUCUGUCAAUCUGCCUGUUCUUUCUCUCUGUUUGAGUCUCCCUAUUUCCUUCCCCUUGAGAACUUCCCACUGCUAACUCCUUCUCAAGAGGGAACAAUCCGCUCCUUCAUCACUUCAUUUUUACCCUCAGUGUGUUUACAAUGGAACAUUCCUAUCAUUUCCACACAGUGUCCACUGUGUUUUGAACCUAACCCUGUGUCUGUCUCUCCAUCUCCAGGUUUAUCCAGCCGUGCCGUAGCCUGUGUGUGGCCGUCAGGGACAACUGUGCCCCAGUACUGGCCUGUCAGGGCCAUGUCUGGCCAGAGGCGCUGGACUGUGACCGCUUCCCUACCCAGGAGGACAUGUGCCUGACCCCCCACCCCAAACACAGCAACAGCCACCUCGCCAAAGCAUUGCCUAAGCCUGCAUGCCAAGCAUGUCCUUCCGUGGAGGAGCACCCUUCACUGAAGACAGUUCUGGACGCCCUGUGCCAGGAUGAUUUUGGUAAGCAUGUGCAAUAAUGUACUGUAUGUAUGUGUGUUUGCAUUGAUUAGUAUGUUAUGCAGGUUUAUUAGUGUGUAUUUGUACCAUACAUAUGUGUGUAGUUCUGUCUAAGCUAGCAUACUCACCUUCUCUCCUCUCUCUUCCCUCAGCUGUAACAGCCAAGCUGUCUCGCCGGCGCCUGCCCUCAGGGGAGCCAGAGUUUGAGGUGGAGGGCCGGGUAGAGUUUAUCCGCCAGGGCCCCCUGCUUCCCUACGACACCCAGCACCUCCUCCAGCAGUGGCUGCUCAUCAACCUGCCCUGUGCCAACGUACUGGUCCGGCCCGGCCGCGCCCAGCUCUACCUGCUGACUGGCGCCGUGCAGCCCGAUGGCACCCUGGCCCUCACCCGCCUCUUCCCCUGGCACAAGAAGAACAACAGCAUCACAAUAGCUACGCGCAAGUGGAAGCACCACAAGUGUUGA